Linum trigynum is the source of this 2358-nucleotide messenger RNA. NCBI's taxonomy places the organism in Eukaryota, Viridiplantae, Streptophyta, Magnoliopsida, Malpighiales, Linaceae. The record is from the annotation of a GenBank genome assembly.
CAGAAAAUUCAAUUUCACUCGCCGGAAUCCUCUGAUCCUCGCUGGAAAACUGCGACAAAACCACACUUUUCGAUUUUUUCGGCCAUUUUUUGUCAUUUUUCCACAAAACCAACAACAAACCCACCCUUCCUACACCAAAAGCGGCCUAUCCCUCCAUUUUGAGUAGAUUUGGCCGACGUUUUUGUCGCCGGAGGCGAUUUCCGGCGAGACUCCGGCGAGGCUCCGACGAGCACUUUCGGGCACUUUUUCGGCUUUUCGUCGCUUCCAUCGCCUUCCCCUCCUCAUCCCCUACACCUCUACUUGAGUCUCCAGGUUUGAUUUUUCCCUUAACUAUGUUAAUUGUGGAGAAUUGGGUGUUAGGGUGCACGUUUAGAGAACCUCAUUGAAUCUUGUGAUUUUUGUGCAAUUGAUUGAGGGGAAUGCAUGGAGUGUGUUUGAAUUGUGUUGGGAAAAGUCCCUCUUGGUUGUUUGAGCCCUUGUGUGCAAGAAUUGUGCCAAUUUCAUGCUUACCUUAAUAGUGCACACAAGGUGUUCGAUGAAAUGCCUGUUUUGCAUGCUAUGUUGUGGGCACCGGUUGUGGCCCUUAUUGAUGUGCUUUGAGGGUGUGUUUGCUAUGGAUGUGAACCUUAAGUUGCCUACUUUAGCGUGAAUGUGUACCCCCACUCAGAUUAUGCUUGAUUUAUCGAGUUUUUGACCCCGAACUAUGAAUGAAACCAUGGUUAGGCUGUUUUCUGUUCUUAAGUGUGGGGGUGUGAUUAACAUUUUCCUUGGCUCUUUUGGUUCCACUUUGGGCUAUUCUUUUGCAGGACCAUGUCGAAGCCCAACCUCUGGCAUCAAUAUGUUCAAUAUUUGAGAAGGGGACCCCACCGGGAUCGUUUUCAGAACGUCCUGGCCUGCAAGUUUGGGCAGCAUCAUUACUGGUCCAAGCGCGAGUUGGAGAAGCUGAACUGCUACGAGCACCUCUCCCCCGUUGUCACCAACCGCUACUGGCGUCGCCUACUCAGCAUUCGCGCGAAGGUUUACCAUGAGCUCGUGCUUGAGUUCUACACUACCUUCAAGCACGCAGCCACAGACGAUUGGAAGGACGAAGCUGCCAUCCAGUUCCGACUCGGCGGUGAACCACGAUCCAUGAGCUACGACGAGCUGGCGGACGCCCUCGGCCUCAACCUGGUCAAUGACAGGACCUACAUCACCGAGAUCGCCGAGCCAGCAUGGGUGGACUUCGGGAGGCUGUACUUCAGCCUCGCUCGGCCACGUCAGCUUCCCUUCAAGGCGGGGAAGACGAAGGCCAACACAUUGCAGCUCGAAAAUCGUAUCCUCCAUCACAUGCUGGCCAAGUCUUACACCCCCACCUCAGACAGUGCCAGCGCCAUCACCAAGAGAGCCAUGUACUUCAUCCAGUCCAUGCGCCAGAGGGAUCAUCCCCUACACUUGGGCUCGGUGGUGGCGAGGACCUUCGAGAAGAGUGCUUCUGAGCUGAAGAAACUCCACUGCACUCCCCUCAUCACCUGCCUGGCAGAGUACUUCCAGAUAUCCCUGCAGGGGUGCACAGAGCAAGGAGAGACCACUCCAUUUGGCCGGUUUACGAUCAACAAAAUGCAGCUGCUUCGCGAAGAGCGAGGUGUCAUAUGGAUCGAGGGGUUUCCUCAACCUCAGAUCCCAGAGGAGGUCCAGCCGGAGGUUCUAGAGGGUGCAGCUGAUGAGGAGGUCCAGCCCGAGGACGUGGAUGACACUGCUGCCGCCUGCCCCACCACCUUCGAGUACGGGGGUGGCAGUUCUAGCUUCCCCGGCCAUGAUUACUUCACCUCCCAGUUCGAGCAGCUGCGUCUCCAAAACCAGCAGAUCCUCGACCAUCAGAUGCAGUUCCAGCAGCAGUACGCGGCCCACCAGGCCGGGUACCACCAGAGGAUGGCUGUUUACGAUGAGAGAUUGUACCAGAUCCAGACCCAGCAGGGAGUGACUCUCGCACACAUCGAGCGAGAGAGGCGCCGUUCACGGCGCAUGCAGGAGGUCCAACAGCAUUUACUCCGGCUGCUACCGGGCGAGCAGCCCGUUUGGAAGAGCCCCUAGGAGGACUCUCCACUUCCACCUCCCCCAGCGGAUGGUGAUGAUGGUGCUGAUGGUGAUGACGCCUUCAUGGAUGACAUCGACCUGGAUAACCUCGGCGACGAGUAGGCUGUACUCGUUGCCCAUCUCAGUGUGUUUUGUUUUUCGUUUUAGACUUGUGUGUGUUUGCUCCAUGUGUGAGGAGCUUGAACUUAGUGUCGUUUGUUUUUGUUUUUCUUUUUUCUUUUGUGGAUUGUUUUUGCGGUAGCCGUCUGGGCUAACACUUAUCCCUAACAAAACGUGUGCUAGUGU